Molecule: messenger RNA, 1034 nt
Organism: Monopterus albus (swamp eel)
Lineage: Eukaryota; Metazoa; Chordata; Actinopteri; Synbranchiformes; Synbranchidae
Product: calpain small subunit 1
Exons: 11
Coding region: 137-781 (214 amino acids)
Cellular component (GO): calpain complex
Molecular function (GO): calcium ion binding
Source: RefSeq, a predicted model, not a curated record
UAGUUCCUCUCUGUAGCUUCGGUGGGGCGUGUUGAAGGAGAAUGCUGCCAGAUGAGUUUAGUGGAAGUCACGGAAGGUCUUUUGGAGUAGCCUGCUAUCAAGUUCACGAAGUGCUGUUGCUUUACGCUGAUAGAAGAUGUUUCUUGUCCAAAAAGUUAUCGGUAGCCUAAUUGAUGCUGCAAGCAACAUCAACCAGUUUGUGCCUUCUGAUCCUCCUCCACCACGUAGACCUCAGGUGUAUGCAGACCAGCAUGAGAGUGACGAGGAUAAACAGUUCCGCAAAGUCUUCCAGCAGCUCGCUGGAGACGACAUGGAAGUGAGCGCAACUGAGCUGAUGAACAUCCUAAAUAAAAUCAUUGCAAAGCAUUCAGACCUGAAGACAGAUGGUUUCAGCAUUGAGUCUUGCAGGGGCAUGGUGGCAGUCAUGGAUAGUGACAGCACUGGAAAACUUGGCUUUCAUGAAUUCAAAUACCUCUGGAAUAAUAUAAAGAAGUGGCAGGGGGUGUACAAGUCCUAUGAUGCUGAUCACUCUGGUACCAUUAGUGCAGAUGAGCUGCCCAACGCUUUCAGAGCUGCAGGCUUCCCUCUCAAUGAGUACUUGUUCCAGAUGAUCAGUCGCAGAUACGGCGAUGACAACGGAAACAUAGAUUUUGACAACUACAUUGGGUGUCUUGUGAGACUGGAUGCCAUGUGCCGUGCAUUCAAAACUUUGGACAAGGAUAACGAUGGGACUAUCAAACUCAAUGUUAAGGAGUGGCUUCAGUUGACCAUGUAUUCUUGAAUCCAGAUGAAGUCUCCAGCUCGUUAUACAAAAUCUGUUUUCUUUGUCUACUCAGUGCAGCAUGUUUUAUAAAUCAUCCCAACAACUUCCUGUUAUUCAUCGCAUCCCUUGUGUGUGCAGGUUUAUGUGGAAGGUUAGUUUAAUGCAAGUGUUGUGGGGUUCUUUGCUGUCCCAUAAUGCAGUCCACAUGUCGAAGUGUCCUUGGGCAAGACACUGAACCCCCUCCCCCAUUGCCCCCGAUGGUUUAGAGCCA